ACUUGGUCUCAUUAACCACAAAGUCCACACAGUGAGACACACACGUAUCCUCUGUACAGUCUCAGUGUUCAGCUUCAUCAUGGCCGGGCAUCUGCUGUUUGUUUUCUUCAUGUAUGUCUUUAAUGGGAUUCAAACAGAAGCUCGUCUUCCACCUAAACUUACAGUGAAUUCAGCAGUGAUCAAAGAGACAGACUCAGUCACACUGAACUGUCAGACUCCAUCAUCAGUGUCUGUGUCUCAGUGUUAUUACCAAACUUUAAGUGGAGAAACUGUGAGGAUAUUUUCCUGUCUGCAGACACUGACAGGAAGUGAGCUGCUGAGGAUGGAUCAUCAGAGUUCAUCUGCUGAGGUCAAAGUGAAAUGUUUUUACACUGUUAAGAGUGGAGGCAGAAAUGUUCCAUCUCCACACAGUGACACAGUCUCCAUCAGCAUACAAACUCUUCCUCAACCUGACCUGAUGGUGAAUUCAGCGGUGAUCAAAGAGACAGACUCAGUCACACUGAACUGUCAGACUCCAUCAUCUGUGUCUCAGUGUCAGUACUUCACUUUAAGUGGAAGAACUGUGAGGACAUUUUCCUGUCUGCAGACACUGACAGGAAGUGAGCUGCUGAAGAUGGCUCAUCAGAGUUCACCUGCUGAGGUCAAAGUGAAAUGUUUUUAUACUGUUCAGAUUGGAGACAGAAAUACUCCAUCUCCACACAGUGACACAGUCUCCAUCAGCAUACAAACUCUUCCUCAACCUGACCUGAUGGUGGAUCCAGCAGUCAUCACAGAGACAGACUCAGUCACACUGAAGUGUCAGACUCCAUCAUCUGUGUCUCAGUGUCAGUACUUCACUUUAAUUGGAAGAACUGUGAGGACAUUUUCCUGUCUGCAGACACUGACAGGAAGUGAGCUGCUGAAGAUGGAUCAUCAGAGUUCACCUGCUGAGGUCAAAGUGAAAUGUUUUUACACUGUUCAGAAUGGAGACAGAAAUGCUCGAUCUCCAGAAAGUGAAUAUUCCUCUGUCUCUGUUCAAAGUGAGACAAACUCAAACAAGGAGAGUCUCAGCACUUUGACAACCUCAGUUUCUAUUGUAACUUCACCUGCUGAUCAAGGUAUUGUAGAGAAAGAGUCCAGAUGGACCCAGAGGACGCCAUCACUCAUCACAACCACAGGUCUGCCUACAAGUAGCUCUAGUGCCUCCACUAUUGUGAGACCUUUGAAAAAAACAUCAGGUUGGACUGUUGGCACAGCAAGUAACAAUGAUAGUCCCAACUUUGCCCACUCAACAUCAGUGAAACCAGAAUCAGGUCCGACUGUAAGUCCUCCGGAUACUAAAGAAUUGUGGAAUUGGACGUUUGUCUGGGUUUUCGCUGGAUGUGGAUCUACUGUGGUCAUCACAGUGAUUGUUAAUGUUAUUCUCUGGAAGAAAAGAAGAGCUGGUAUUGUAAAGAAAGAGUCCAGAAGGACCCAGAGAAUGCCAUCACUCAUCACAACCACAGUCACAGGUUCUGAGGGAAUGGAAAGGAGUGAGUCUCGGAAAAGCAACCGGUCUUUGUACCAUAUUUACUCUACCAUCUAUGAGGGUCAGACUGCAGCAGCCAGCAAAGACAUGAUCUACAGCAAGCUGCAGGCACACUGACAUGCUAACAGUUUAAAAGUGUGUUCAAGAAGAGAAGAAGUUGACUGAUGUGAUAUAGAACCAGAGGUACCCAUCACGAACCAGACAGCAGCUGUCAUAUUUCUGAUGGAUCGGUGGGGUGGGGGCGGAUUGUACACCAUCUUCUACUAAUGUCACAUUGAGAUAUAUGAAGUACAGUAAAAGCAUAAUGAAACCCAAACGACUGUAGAAAACUCUCAAAAAAUCUAAACUUAACUCGCCAUCAGUGUGAACCAGUAUAUAUUAUAUAUAUAUUUAAAAAAACGUGUUGAUGUGAUCUGUUUCUUCAUGUUCUCUCCUCACUAGCAUGCGCAGCUUUGACCCACACGUGACCUUAUCAGUAAAAUGUUUGUAUCUUCAUAUUUAAACGUUUACUGAAUCAAAUUCAGAAGACAAAAAAAGCCUUUUGAUGAAGUCAAAGGAGUUCCUUUAUGGCAAUUACAUCCACCCCUCUUUCUACCCACUGGGUGUGACCGGCCCCGGUGAGAACCAACCCAAGGCCCGGUAACGGCCCGAGGCCCGAUGGUUGGGGACCCCUGAUGUAGAGUAAUCCUGAGCUUCUGUUAUGUCUUCUUCUCAAAUCAACCAAUAUGUAAAAUGAAACCAAAGUUUUCCAAUGUCUUACAGUCAGAAUAUCAAGUUCAAUCCUGCUUUUUACACAAGUGUUUGAUUGAAGGUGAAGACAAUAUUUUUGGAUAUACUCUGUCUCAGACUUGUUGUUUGCUUACUUCUUUACAAACACUGUAUGCUACAGACCCAAUGCAAAAUAUUUGAAUCUUUGUAUAUUUUAAAUAAAACUGAAUUAAUGUGU
Messenger RNA from Labrus bergylta (ballan wrasse), 2453 nucleotides. Lineage: Eukaryota; Metazoa; Chordata; Actinopteri; Labriformes; Labridae. The record is from RefSeq and is a predicted model, not a curated record.